CAGCUUUACACCAUCUUUUUGCACCAACACUGCCGGCGAUUCUCGUCAACAGCACCCGAGACCAUGAAGUGGAGCGUGGUUAUCGCAGCUUCAAGUCUGCUAAGCUCCGUGUGCCUUGCAGACGGGUGUUCUGGUAGCCUUCCAGCUGGUGUUGUGUCCAAAGAUGCAACACAUACCGUCAAUCUCAACUCCGGCCGCCUCUUCCACUUUCACCUACCGCCUGGAUACGAUGCCAAAUCGCCUACGCCUGUGUAUCUUUCCUUUCAUGGCGCCAGUAAAUGGCCCUUGGCACAAGAGGCCCUCAGCCGCCUCUCCGAUUCUGCUUUCAACCCAAACGGCAUCGCAGUGUAUCCAAAAGGCAUCGGCAACCACCUCUUGUCCCAUCCCGGAACCUCUGUAGACUCUCCCAACGACAUUGACUACACACACGACGUCCUCGAUUGGUUGGAGUCGAAUCUAUGUGUCGACACUAACCGGAUCUACGCCACUGGAAAGAGCAACGGUGGAGGGUUUGUCAAUCUCUUGGCCUGCGACCCAACCACCAAUGCUCGGAUCGCUGCUUUCGCAUCUGUUAGUGGCGCUUACUACGAGGACAAGCUUGCCCGCAAUUGUUCGCCCGGACGGCCAGUUCCCUUCUUGAGCUUUCAUGGCACUAGCGACACCACCAUCCCGUAUACAGGUAAGAAUGCGACAUACGUCUUCGAGCAUGAUGACGGCAAGCAUGAUUGGAAGAGCCCAGCCGACGUGGAACUGUUCCACACUACAUUCCCUAUUGAAGAUUGGCUUAAGGAUUGGGUUUCUCACAACGGCAUCUCAAAAUCCACUGUCCCAGACACCACAACCCUGUUUUCGGGCGGCCUCGUUGAGAAGAGGUCCUGGAGCCGGAAAGGAUUCAGCAACCUAAUUGAGCAUUACAAAGAGAGUAACCUAGGGCAUGCAUGGGCAAGCAAAGACCCGAAUAUUGAUUGCCCUACUAUUCUUAACCCGAAGUGCCCUAUGGGGCAUUACACCUUUGAUGCAACAAAUAUUAUUAUAAAGUUUUUUAGCAAGUGGACGCUAGGGGGCUCUGGAUAA
Messenger RNA from Periconia digitata, 1074 nucleotides. NCBI's taxonomy places the organism in Eukaryota, Fungi, Ascomycota, Dothideomycetes, Pleosporales, Periconiaceae. The record is from the annotation of a GenBank genome assembly.